UCCUAUACAUAAAUCUCGAUUCAUUUCAUCUCUUGCAUGUGAGAAAAGCAUAUACACAGAGAAGGCGUAUAUACACAAAGAAAAAAGACAUCAGAUCCUAAAAUGGGUUGGUCCGAAUCGGAUUACAGGUGCAAGAAGCACCCGAAACAUACACAAUCUCCCGGUGUAUGUUCCUCCUGCCUUAGAGAAAGGCUCUCUCAGCUUUCCUCAUCAAACGCCAUCCUCACCACAACUCCUUUCACUUCUUCCUCUUUCUCUUCCUAUUCUUCUGCUUAUGCUUCUUCUUAUUCUUCUCCGGCCCACCUUUGGAUGUCUCACAACGAGGGGGGCUUCGGAAGGAGCCGAUCGAUGGUGCAUGUUGCCCGGGAACUACCGGGAGAUGUUGUAUCAGCCGUUGAAAAGAAGAAAAAGGGAGGUUUCUGGUCGAAGCUGCUUCGGCCCGUUAGUAGCAAGAGAAGAAAGGAGGUCCUUUCGCACUCCAAGACGAUGAGGGAAGUUGCUACCAUUUGGGUCCGUACACGUAAGUAAAAGGGUGUUUUUGUAAUUUCAUAUACGAUGUUACACGGUUGUUUUGGUGUAUACGAUAUGAAAGGAGAAGAAUAGAGACUUUUUUUUUUUGUUGUAUAGAUAAAUGAUAUGAUGCGUUACCUGCAUCUUUCGCACAGUA
Messenger RNA from Magnolia sinica, 667 nucleotides. RefSeq lists its product as uncharacterized. The record is from RefSeq and is a predicted model, not a curated record. The transcript has a single exon. The coding region runs from base 103 to 528 and encodes 141 amino acids. NCBI's taxonomy places the organism in Eukaryota, Viridiplantae, Streptophyta, Magnoliopsida, Magnoliales, Magnoliaceae.